Messenger RNA from Tribolium castaneum (red flour beetle), 897 nucleotides. Its product is annotated as probable serine/threonine-protein kinase clkA. NCBI's taxonomy places the organism in Eukaryota, Metazoa, Arthropoda, Insecta, Coleoptera, Tenebrionidae. Bases 150 to 764 code for a protein of 204 amino acids. The transcript has a single exon. The record is from RefSeq and is a predicted model, not a curated record.
UCGCCAACUACAAGUCCAACACUUUCAACCUCGACAACUGCAAGUCCAACAACUUCCCAAUCGACAACUACAAGUCCAUCAACCUUAAAGUCGAUAUCUACAAGUCUGACAACCACAACUUCGAUAACUAAGAGUCCAACAUCUUCAACAUGGACUACUACAGUUCCAACAGUCUCAACCUCGACAAAUACUAUUCCAAUGACUACAACGUCAACAUCCAUAGGUCCGAAAACGACUACCUCAAAAUCGACAACUACAAAUCCGACAACUUCACCGUCGACAACUGCAAGUCCGACAAUCUCAACACAAACAACUACAAGUCCAAGUAUAACCUGUACAACUGCAAGUCCAACGACCUCAACCUUGCCAACUACAAGUCCAUCAUCUUCAACAUCAAUAACUGCGAAUCAAACGACCUCCACGACCACAACUACAAAUCAAACAAAGUCAACGUCAAGGACUACAAGUCCAGCAACUUCCGCGGUGACGACCGCAAGGCCAACGAUCUCCAUGUCGACAACUACAAGUCCAACGACCACAUCCUUGUUAACUACAAGUCUAACGACUACAUCGUCAACAACUAUAAGUCCGACAAAUACAAUGUCAACAACCACAAGUUCAGUGACCUCAGCAUUGCCAACUACAAGUCCAACACCUUUCACGUCGACAACUGCAAGUACAACGACCUUCACGUCGCAAACUACAAGUCCAACAACCUUAACGUCGACAACUACAAGUCCGACAAUCACAACGUCUUUAACUAAUAAUUCAACAUUCUCAACAACGACUUUUACAAAUCUAACAACAUCAACUUCGACAAAUGCAAGUCUGAACACUUCAACGUCGACAACUGCAGGUCCAACAAUCUCAUCCUUACCAACUACAAAUCCGACAACC